CAAACGUGAAAAAGGCCAUUUACAUUUGAUAAUAACAAUAACAAACACUCAUGUGUUAGGAGAACGUAGAACUGGCAAUUCUGCUUGCUAUUGCAGACUUGACGGUAGAGGGUUUGUUUGAAUAGUGUCAUUACAGGUUUGCAAAGCGUGCCUAGUUAGACAGAGCUUUCUCACAACUUGAACUUGACAGCAUCUGUAGCUUCUCCUGUUGUAGGUAACUAACGUUAGCUAGCUAGCUAUGGCUAUUGGCCGCGGACAACUUUUCCGCAGUUUCAGAGAGGGUUUGUUGAAGAAUGCCCCGACAACAGAGGGUCAAGGACCGACAGGCAAAGAGAAUAGCAGACUCUGUGAGAAAAUUACUGGAUUGUCCCCAUGCACUCAAAGUGUGGAACCACCAACACUGCCACGAAAGAAGAAGAGGAAAAAGAAGGCGUCAAAGGCUACUGUACCCUGUCAGCCAGUUGUACCACUGCCAAGGGUGCCUACAAAGUCUACUGGACAUGCUGGCAAGCCAGCUGAGUGCACACCGAAUCACAUAGAGAGGAUGCCACCGGAGAUCCUUCUGAAGAUCCUAUCGUACCUGGAUGCCCUCUCUCUCUUCUCCAUCGGCUUCACCAACAAGCGAUUCUAUGAGAUGGCCCACAACAAUGGAAUGUGGCACAAGAUGUAUUCUGCAGAGUAUGGACACAGUAAGAAGUGGAGGCCCAAGCGUUUGGACGAGGUGCUGGAUAAACUGAGUGCGGUGGUGGUCCAGGAGAGACCAGAGGGCUAUUGGAGAAGACUGUACUUCAGGACCAUGGCUGGCUUCAAUGAGACCAAGUGGAGGAAGGAGUUGAGAGACAUCAACCCUUUCACAGGCUUGCCCAGUCAGACUGAAAGAAUCCUCAGGAGCCAGCGUGUGACCUGGGAGAUCACAGUGUCUGACAAGUGGGGGUUGGAGGGGACGUUUGAGCAGAGCCGUGCCUACUUCUCUGACUCGUCCGUGACUGUGUGCUGGAGCAGCGGGCGCUGGCCCUCCUUCCACCAGCUCUCUACCUUACAGCUAGAUGGUGUCAAAAGACAAGCUCUCAGCUCCCCUAACAUCAAUAAGCCGGGCUGGCGGUCUCUGAUGGCUAAGUUUGACAGGGACACCAUCUCUAAGAGUGGCCAGGUCAUCGGUAGAGACCAACUAGUCACCCUGGUACUCUUUUCGCCUAGCAUCGUCAUUGGCGUCUGGAGGGGCCGGUGGUCCAUUGCCUUUGUGAUGGCCAGCUUCCACUACCACAGGCUGGUGGAGAGGAGUCUCCUGGGCACCUCGAUGUGCCCCUAUUCCAUGCCAGAGAACAAGCCUCCUUUCGACGACAUGGACCCUGACUCCGGCCUCCAUGGUUACACGCUCCGCAUUAUACUACACAACACUGUGACCCAGAUCAUGGCCGGCCACUUCUCUCAACUCUACUGUAGCAAAAGUCAGGUCCAUGGUGGUUUUAUCCAGCUGAAUGUCAUCAACAGGGGAAGCCUGUCCCAGCACACCCCUCUCUCUGGCAGGAUCAGCCUGCCCUGGAAGUGUGAGGCUCUAGAGGGCACCGUGGAGAAUUGCUGCAUGAUGAGCCUGACCCUGAUGGAUGAGUACCAGAACCCCUUCUGGUGUGUCAGCACACCCGUGUGUAUGGCACUGAACAGUAAGGAGUCAUCCAAUGACUACGAGGGUCAGCACUUCCUGAUCAAGUACCAGGAUGCAGAAGGCAAGGUGAGGAUGGACCUUGUGUGGCUGGAAGAGCAGAGACAGUACUUCCUCAUCAAUCUGGUAGUCUUCAUCGCCACGGCCAAAGUCAACAAGCACUUUGGUAGAGCCUACUGACGCUGCAUGUAGAGGUGGCACUGUGAUGACAAAGUGGUGACAUAAACUGUCAUGGCAGCUGACAACUGCUUAUGACAUCUGUUAUAUUGUUGUUAUGCAGUAUAAUGUAGGCCUUAUGAUAGAAGCUUGAAGUAAAGUGUUGAGCCUGUAUACAGUGUGUCAAUUGAUGACAUAGUUUAGUUGUGUUUUGUUCUGAGUAAGUUUGAGGGUUUGCCCCGGCCAGUUUUCAUUAUGUCUGUAUAUUUAUAUAGUUUUAUGCAUUGUUUUGUGAAUCAUUAAUACACAUUGGUAAAAUGUAAUCCUACUUUUUUUAAGUAUGUCUCGCCAUAUUAUAAAGAGCAAAACUACAUGUGAAAUGUGUUAAACAGAGUUGAACUAUUUUGGGUUUGUAAACUUUCUGUUACAGAUGGACUAUCUGAUUCUGAUAAAUAUUCUGAUUUAUAUA
Molecule: messenger RNA, 2285 nt
Organism: Oncorhynchus gorbuscha (pink salmon)
Lineage: Eukaryota; Metazoa; Chordata; Actinopteri; Salmoniformes; Salmonidae
Exons: 12
Coding region: 239-1840 (533 amino acids)
Molecular function (GO): protein binding
Source: RefSeq, a predicted model, not a curated record